AUGUUUUCUAUACGAAAUACGGAGAGCUCAAUUCAUUUGUCUGUGUAUACAUACAUACAUCUAUCUAUCUAUCUAUCUAUCUAUCUAUUUAUCUAUCUAUCUAUCUAUGUUAAUGCUGAGAAAGUUUUACGCACAUACACUAUAUCUAUCUAUCUAUCUAUCUAUCUAUCUAUCUAUCUAUCUAUCUAUCUAUCUAUCUGUUUGUCAAUUAAUCGACACCUUAUAUUUAUUGGAUUAUAUUCUAAUCUAUCUAUCUAUCUAUCUAUCUAUCUAUCUAUCUAUCUAUCUAUCUAUCUAUCUAUCUAUCUAUCUCAGUCUAUUUCAUUUAUUCUCUCUAUCUAUCUGUCUAUCUAUCUCAGUCUAUUUCGAUAUAUCUGUUUCAGUCUGUUUCUAUCUAUGCGUAUCUAUCUCAAAAUAUAUAGUAAUAAGACUCGAAUUUCAAACUAUACAUAUGUGGAUAAAAUAAUGAAUCAAUUACAAUCCAUCCAUCUAUCUAUCUAUCUAUCUAUCUAUCUAUCUAUCUAUCACUAUUUUUGA
This is a messenger RNA of Acanthosepion pharaonis, 537 nucleotides long. Lineage: Eukaryota; Metazoa; Mollusca; Cephalopoda; Sepiida; Sepiidae. The record is from the annotation of a GenBank genome assembly.